Messenger RNA from Stegostoma tigrinum, 561 nucleotides. RefSeq names its product interferon alpha-13-like. The record is from RefSeq and is a predicted model, not a curated record. The coding region runs from base 1 to 561 and encodes 186 amino acids. Gene Ontology annotation, molecular function: cytokine receptor binding. Gene Ontology annotation, biological process: defense response. The transcript has 4 exons. Gene Ontology annotation, cellular component: extracellular region. Lineage: Eukaryota; Metazoa; Chordata; Chondrichthyes; Orectolobiformes; Stegostomatidae.
AUGGCUCUGGCGACGGUUUGGAGAUUUUGGAUGGUGCUGGGGUUGGUGUCCGGGAGCCUGAGUCUGGGCUGUGAGAGGCUGCAGUUACAGCAAGUUCUCAACACAGAGACUCUGAGCAAACUGCACGAAAUAGGCGGACCCUUUCCCCUACACUGCCUAAGCCAGAGGUUCUCGUUGAAAACGAAGUCGUUGAACCUUGCGAAACUUUCCAGCGGACUGGAGGCUCAGGAGAGAAUUCAAAUAAUCCAUCAAACCCUGCACCUCAUCAACAAGAUCUACAGAAUUAACCUGGGUUCAGUGACAUGGGCUUGGGACAAGGUGGAAAACUAUCUUCUUCUCCUGGAUCUACAGCUCAGAGAAUUGGAAGACUGCCUGAGGAAAUCAGGGUGUGACCACAAGAUGAAGAGAAAUGCUGCCAUUCAACUGUAUUUCAGGAAAUUGGAGAAGUUCCUAAAACACGAGAAAUUCAGUGACUGUUCCUGGGAAAUAAUCCAUGCUGAGAGCAGAGCCCGUUUACAACAGCUGCAUUCCAUUAUGGCACAAGUCAGCACAAGAAACUGA